AUGAAAACCAUUCAUAAGCUAUGUUCUGUAAAGAAGAUCUCGUUUUGCAAAACCUCGGAGUGGAACUCACUGCCUGGUGCCAGUCGCUUUGACGUCCGACAGGGAGAACUUGGUGACUGUUGGCUGCUAGCUGCUGUAGCGUCCUUGACCUGCAAUGAGAAGCUCUUCAAUUUUGUGGUGGAUCCCCACCAGUCCUUCACCAACAACUACUGCGGCAUUUUUAAGUUCAACUUCUGGCAUCAGGGAGAGUGGCAGGAGAUUGUCGUGGAUGACCGACUGCCUACCUACCGCAACCAGCUGGUCUUCAUGCACUCCACGGAGAAAAAUGAAUUCUGGAGUGCCCUGCUGGAGAAAGCAUAUGCCAAGCUGAUGGGCUCCUAUGAAUCCCUGAAAGGUGGCAGCACCAGCGAGGCCAUGGAGGACUUCACUGGUGGUGUGACUGAGAUGUUUGAUCUGAAGGAGGCUCCACCAAACUUGUUGAACAUCAUGCUAAAGGCUUACCAGCGUGGCUCACUGAUGGGCUGCAGCAUUGACGCGGUGCCAGGACAAACAGAAGCAGAACUCAGCAAUGGCCUCAUCUGUGGACAUGCUUACAGUGUCACUAGUGUACAACUGGCUGAUAUCAAAACUGCAAGAGUUCAAGGUCAGAUCCCUAUGGUGAGGAUCCGAAACCCGUGGGGUAAUGGUUCAGAGUGGAAGGGAGCCUGGAGUGAUGGAUCCAAAGAAUGGACUUUGUUGUCAGAUUCUGAGAAGAAAGAGCUUGGACUCAACUUUGAUGAUGAUGGUGAAUUUUGGAUGUCCUUCCAAGACUUCAAGAGCAACUUCCACAAGCUGGAGAUAUGUAACUUGGGUCCUGAUUCUCUGGAUGAAGAUGACCUUCAGAACAAGAAGAAAUGGGAAACUUUCAAAGAACAUGAGGCUUGGAUCAGAAGGGUUAACGCAGGAGGAUGUCGUAACUACCUUGACACAUUCUGGACGAAUCCUCAGUUCCGAAUGACCUUGACUGACCCUGAUGAUGAUGAUGAUGAUGACAUAUGUACCGCCCUGGUUGCCAUUCUCCAGAAGGACAGACGCAAGAAGCGGAAGGAAGGGUUAGAUCUCCUGACCAUUGGUUAUGUCAUCUAUAAGCUAACAGACCCAAACUGUGGCCCCCUGGACAUGAACUUCUUCAAGUUCAAUGCCUCCGUGGCCAAGUCACCCACCUUCAUCAACAUGAGGGAGAUCUGUGGCAGACACAAGCUGCCUCCAGGAACCUACGUCAUUGUUCCUUCCACAUUUGAACCGCACUAUGAGGGGGAGUUCUUAGUAAGAAUAUUUACUGAGAAAGCCAAUGUCUCUGGCGAGAUCGAUGAACGAACUGGCCUGGAUGAGGAUGCUCUUGUAAGACCGCCCCCCCCCCCCCACCCCACUCAUUAUCGUUGUAAAAGAGUUGCCAU
Messenger RNA from Candidula unifasciata, 1436 nucleotides. The record is from the annotation of a GenBank genome assembly. NCBI's taxonomy places the organism in Eukaryota, Metazoa, Mollusca, Gastropoda, Stylommatophora, Geomitridae.